This is a messenger RNA of Paraglomus brasilianum, 198 nucleotides long. NCBI's taxonomy places the organism in Eukaryota, Fungi, Glomeromycota, Glomeromycetes, Paraglomerales, Paraglomeraceae. The record is from the annotation of a GenBank genome assembly.
AUGCCUGAUGAAUGCUUUGUAAAUAUAUGGAAACAACUAGUCGACGUUCUUGAUUUGGCCUUGUUAUCAAAAAGUACACCGCCACAAACGAGGAAGAUCGAACAGCACGACACAGAUGAAGCAUGCGAUAUGAACUUCCUUCUAACUUUACAGUUAGAUGUGCUCAUCCAUGUGGGCAGCCAACGAGUGCCAUUGUAA